AUGGCAAUUGGUCAAAGUAGUGGUGGUCUUAACCAAGACUAUUAUUCCCAGGGCAAUAACCAGGGAGCUUAUGGUGAGUCUGCGGGGCAACAGAGUUCCCGCUACUCCAAUAAUGGCAAUGGUGCUCAAAAUCGUCAGGAAAGCUCUAGUGGACAGCAAACGAACUCUGGCCAGUUCCAGGUUCAGGGAAACUUUGAUAACGGCUCUGGACACAAUGGGUAUAAUAAAGUCUCUGGAAGUAAUAAAAAUACUGACGCAGGAGUUCAUCAGGGUGGUUAUGUUGGACGUCAGAGCGGUUAUGCUGGACGUCAGAGCGGUUACGAGCAACAGCAAGGUGGCUACGGGGGUCCCCAAACCGCCCAAAGCAGCUAUGGUGGUCCUCAGAAUGCCCAAGGCGGUUACGGGGGUCCUGCUGGAGGUCCUCAGGGGUCGUUUGGACAAGGCGGUCCUGGUGGGCCAGGCGGGCCAGGCCUGUCUCAAGGACCUCCCGGCGGAAACUUUAAUGGACAAGGCCACCAAGGCCAACAAGGCCAGUAUGGCGGUUCGUACAAUCAGCAAGUUCAGAGGCCUGAAGAAAAGAUGUCAUCUGGAAAUUUGGGUAAAAAGCUUAUGGUUGGAGCUGGUGUCGCUGCGGGAGGUUUGCUGAUUGCCAAAAAGAUGAAGGACAAAAAGCAUCCAGAAAACCAUUAG
Eremothecium cymbalariae DBVPG#7215 is the source of this 690-nucleotide messenger RNA. RefSeq lists its product as uncharacterized. Bases 1 to 690 code for a protein of 229 amino acids. NCBI's taxonomy places the organism in Eukaryota, Fungi, Ascomycota, Saccharomycetes, Saccharomycetales, Saccharomycetaceae. The transcript has a single exon. The record is from RefSeq and is a predicted model, not a curated record.